Messenger RNA from Oikopleura dioica, 654 nucleotides. The record is from the annotation of a GenBank genome assembly. Lineage: Eukaryota; Metazoa; Chordata; Appendicularia; Copelata; Oikopleuridae.
AUGGGAAAAAAGGAUGAAGACGAAAUUCCUCUUCUUGAAGCGUCGGAAAUAUCAGAAAGAAGGUCCCGAGUUAGGAAAACGCCGAAACUAGAGACGGUAGAGACGAUCAGAUACAAAGUUCAGGCGGACGAAACACUCGAGUCGAUUGCGCUGAGAUUCGCAGUAUCAAAGGAAGAAUUGAAACGUCUGAACAAUUUAUUCACCGAUUCGGAUUUGAUUACAAAGAAAGAAAUUCUCAUUCCAGACAGAAGAUUAACCGCUGUUCCGACUGAUCUUCUUGUGAAUAUUGAAGAUCAAAUCCAAGACUCUGAAACGUCCUCCUCCAUUGGCGAUGCUACUGCAGCUACGGAUGCAAUUUUCGAUAGAAUAGACAAGUCAAACCAAGAAGCAGUUCACAAAGUCUCCUCAAUCGGAAUCCGCCACCCUCUAACCGAAGCCGAAAUUCGCCAGCAAUCAGAAAAUAGAUUGAACGAGUUUUUGGGAAAUCUCCCACCCGUCGCUGUUCUUCCCAAAUUCGGCCGAUACGAGCAAAACUCCGAAAGCACUGAAUGGUGUUACUUAGGACUAUGCGGCGUCGUUGUGGUGAUUUGCGUGCCCGCGUUUUUGUACUACUACCUUAUCAUUCUUCAGAAGCAUAUUACCAUCGAUCCUUAA